Molecule: messenger RNA, 4736 nt
Organism: Hipposideros armiger (great roundleaf bat)
Lineage: Eukaryota; Metazoa; Chordata; Mammalia; Chiroptera; Hipposideridae
Product: growth factor receptor-bound protein 10
Exons: 17
Coding region: 143-1924 (593 amino acids)
Biological process (GO): negative regulation of Wnt signaling pathway; negative regulation of insulin receptor signaling pathway; insulin receptor signaling pathway
Molecular function (GO): insulin receptor binding
Source: RefSeq, a predicted model, not a curated record
GUUUACCCUGGUAAUGCUUUUAUGAUGGAGGACGUGCGGCCGCUCUGCCUGUCUGCGGGGAGCCUCGGCUGUUCUCUGCGGCCGUCCUUGCCCAGGUGCUGCAACGCAGUAAGUGUAAUUUGAAGAAGGCCAGAAGGAACCCAUGGCUUUAGCUGGCUGCCCAGAUUCCUUUUUGCACCGUCCGUACUACCAGGACCAGGCAGAGCAGACAUCUGCUCAGGGCACCGGAGACCUGGCAGCACCCAGACCCCCAGCCCAGCCUGGCCGGCUCAGGAGUCACCAAGAGGAUGAUGUAGACCUGGAGACUCUGAUGGAUGACAUGAACACAUCCCUGGAGAGCCUGUACCCAUCUUGUAGCAUGCAGUCGGACACCGUGCCCCUGUGUCAGAAUGGCCAGCACACCCGCAGCCAGCCGCCACCCUCGGGGACCAAGUCCCUCCAGCCACAGUUGUCCCCAUGGCAGAAGGUGCAGCGCUCGCAGCCCGUGCACAUCCUGGCCGUCAGGCGCCUGCAGGAGGAAGACCAACAGUUUAGAACCUCUUCUCUGCCGGCCAUCCCCAACCCCUUCCCGGAGCUCUGCGGCCCAAAGAGCCCCCCUGCCGUCCCGCCGGGCUCCUUACCUCCCAGCCAGGAUGUUGCGAAGCAGGAUGUUAAAAUCUUUGGUGAAGACGGGACGUGCAAAGUGGUGGAGAUUCUCACGGACAUGACGGCCAGGGACCUGUGCCAGUUGCUGGUGUACAAAAGCCAUUGUGUGGACGACAACAGCUGGACACUGGUCGAACACCACCCACAGCUGGGGAUAGAACGGUGCUUGGAAGAUCACGAACUGGUCGUUCGGGUGGAAAGCACCAUGGCCAGCGAGAGUAAAUUUCUGUUCAGGAAGAAUUAUGCAAAAUACGAGUUUUUCAAAAAUCCAACGACUUUCUUCCCAGAACAGAUGGUCACUUUGUGCCAGCAGUCCAACGGCAGUCAGACCCACCUUCUGCAGAUUUUUCUGAACUCCAGCAGUUGUCCUGAAGUUCAAGGGUUUUUGCAUGUGAAGGAGCUGGGGCGGAAGUCGUGGAAGAAGCUCUAUAUGUGUUUGCGAAGAUCCGGCCUGUACUGCUCCACCAAAGGAGUCUCAAAGGAGCCCAGACACCUGCAGUUCCUGGCGGACCUGGAGGACUGCAGCGUCUUCUCCCUGAUCUCGGGCAGGAAGCAGUACAGCGCCCCCACGGACUAUGGCUUCUGCAUAAAGACAAACAAGUUGAUGCACGACAGCAAGGAGCUGCGCCUGCUGUGUGCCGAGGACGAGCAAGGCCGGACCUGUUGGAUGACAGCCUUCCGCCUCCUCAAGUACGGAGUGCUCCUGUACCAAAGCUACAGGGUCCCCCAGCAGAAGAAAGCCCUUCUGUCCUUCUCCACCCCAGUGCGCAGUGUCUCUGAGAACUCCCUCGUGGCAAUGGAUUUUUCUGGGCAAACAGGAAGAGUGAUCGAGAACCCAGCGGAAGCCCAGAGCGCAGCCCUGGAGGAGGGGCACGCCUGGAGGAAGCGAAGCACACGGAUGAAUGUGCUAGGCAGCCAAAGCCCCCUCCACCCUUCUACCCUCAGUACAGUGAUCCACCGCACACAGCAGUGGUUCCAUGGCAGGAUCUCCAGGGAGGAGUCCCACAGGAUCAUCAAGCAGCAAGGGCUGGUGGAUGGGCUCUUUCUCCUCCGUGACAGCCAGAGUAAUCCAAAGGCAUUUGUACUCACAUUGUGUCAUCACCAGAAAAUUAAAAAUUUUCAGAUCUUACCUUAUGAGGAAGAUGGGCAGAUGUUCUUCAGCCUUGACGACGGGAACACCAGAUUCUCUGACCUGAUCCAGCUCGUUGACUUCUACCAGCUCAACAAGGGAGUCCUGCCUUGCAAACUCAAGCACCACUGCAUCCGCGUGGCCUUGUGACCUCAGAUUUCGUCACGACUGACGACGGGAGGAAGUUGACACUGGAACGGCUAGGAAGUGUCUGCGUUUUUGAGAAUACACAUGAUUCUGUACCUUGGGAGCGAGAUCAGUUCCUUCGGUGCCAACCAACCAAGAUUGAUUAGUUUGUUGGACUUGGCGAUGAUUUGCUGCUGCGGAUCCAAGAGGAUCCCUCUUUCUGCGCCGGCCAAAUCGGGGGUGGGGGGUGGGGCACGGAAGAGCAAGCAUAAAUUUGAGGAUAAACUGGAAUGAUCAUCUUGGCUGGGCCACGUGGGAACCGGAGCGAAGUAAUUGGAAAUGAACUCUUGCCCUGGAAUAAUCUUGACAAUUAAAACCGACAUGUUUACUUUUUUGUAUCGAUCACUUUUUGCACUCCUUGGUCUUCACGGUCGGACUCGGCCUCUGGUGGAGGGGAUGUGGCUUUUUUGGUGCCUACAAGAUGGAAAGACAGUUUUGAAUGGGCCAACGUCAGAGAUGGAGCACGGGGCCCCAUAUGAUUCCAGAGGGCGGCCCCGCCUUCGCAGGUCACCACAGGUGGAUUCAGCUUCCAAAUAAUGAACACCCUUGCCCUUCCCAGUAUACUUGAAAAGCUUUUUUAAAAAUAAAAGGUGUCACCCGUGGUCAGCAUUUGGCAUGUUUUGGGGACCAGUCAGGCAACCACGGUCUGUCAAUCACUUUUCUCUGCACAGGUGUCCAUGCUUGUGUUACUAGCAUGUCGUGUCUUCCACAGUUCAGGAGACUGGAUGACUUUGGAAAACCCACUGUUCCACACAGGGCAGGGCCAAGUGGCCGCUCUUCUAGUCGGAGGCAGGCCGGCCUUCUUGAGACACACCUGGUGCCCAGCAGUGGAUGCCAUGCCUCUCUGUCUGUCCGCCUGGGUUACUUGCAGCCUGUUCUAGAAUGAUCACUGCCUUACCCCCUGCCGUGGCAUGAGUCCUUUCAUGGCUGUCCUCCCUCGGGGAUUAAAGGAUGUAAUAAGACAAUGGCACCCCUUGGCUUCCUGCAGUGGCUGUGGGUUUCCAUGGUGAUAAAGAUGGAAACAUUGAAAGGGCACAUGAGCAGCCCAGCAUUUAGAGGUCUGUGCUUGAAGACCCCCGCCCCACUGGAGCCCCCAGAAGCCAGCGCCGUGAGGCCGCUGGGGGCUCCUCUGCUGGCUUGUACCUCACAGCAGUUUGAACGUUGAGGAGUUCUGUCAACACAGCACUGCUUCCCACUCCGGGAGCCAAGUCAGACGGUGGCUUGAGCUGUUCCUCAUCCCCACUGCCCUGUCCCCCGAGGGAAGUUAUCAGGUGUGAGCAUGGCCCUGACUUUACUUUGGUCUCCGACAAGCAUACCGACUGCUGUGGUGAAAAGUGAUUUUCAGUUCCAAAAGAACGGCUGUCCCACUUGACUGACCCCUCUGAAUGUUGUGCCACUGGCCUAUCCCCCGCUGACCCCACCAGGCUCCCCAGAAACACCCUUGCCGACCCCCAGGGCUUCCCAGAAAUACACACACACACACACACACACAGUUCAGACAGACCCAACAGGCUUCGGUAACGCAGAGCUGCUGUCAGUCAGUCUGUGGUUUAGACACACUGUAUUUUAGUUUACAGGCCACACUAGCUGUUUUCCACGAAAGGCCUGCUUAUACAAAUGAAGAAUUUUUAGCCAAACAUGUUUUUAAUCCUCAACGCUCAAUUGAACGCGUUUUCCUCCUGUCGUAGCCAGCUCAUCUUUCAGACCGUUGACGUCAAGUCUUGCCUGGCAGCGAGCGCGCUGCCCCCAAACCUCACUGAAGGGGCUGUCUCUUUAGUGACUGUUACACAGUUUUCUCGUCACUGGUGGGGUGUAAAAACCUUAAAAAGCAUACAAAACAAAACUCUAGAAUUCCCCCUCUGUUUACAUAGACCAGUAUCCACCAGUGGCAUGAGACUCUCACACCCCCUCCGAUAGACAGCUCAUGUCUGCAGUAUUUCAUAUUUAUAACUAUGCAUUUUAUUUAAAAGGAGAAUAGAAGCUUGACUCUGACUCAGUUUUGUAUGUAGCUGGUAUGACAUAGUCUUUUGGACCUUCCCGGCCACCGUGAAUUUUCGGCGCGUGCAGCCUUGGCAGCAUCCUGCCUCGCCCUGUGCUGGGUGGCCGGGAACGCCACCUAUAGCCAGCCAGUCCUUCCAGGAGGCAGGCGUCCGGCCCCGCCAGCCCCAGGGCGGAAGGACAUCUGACUUUUAUUUUUGUAUUUAAAUGACGUGAAUGUAAACGGGACAGCUCAGGGUCGUUCUGGAGCCUGUUGACUUCUUCUCUCUGCCUGUGAUUUUCGUUUCGUCAUAAAAACUCCAUGUAGCAAUCUGGACGAAGUUGAGAAGGAAACCGCCACAUGCUUCGGGCAUCUGGGUUUCCUAGACCUCUGUUACCUUACAUGUUAGAGUUCCAGGACAUUUUGUUCUUUGCUAAGCCUUGAAGAAAUACGUGCCUCGUUGUAGAAGUUUUGUCUUCUCUUUUCUGCAUUUAAUGCCUGACGGUUUGGCCCAUUGGUGCACCUUUGGGGGGUGGGACUUGCUCUCAGCAGAUUGUGACGUCACAGCACAAGCCUUGUGACCGCAGAGUGGCCUGAUAUGUAAACGUUUUCAGGGAACGCAGAAGGUGUUCACUUACGAGACAAAACCUUUGUUCCGUGCGCUUUGCUCCUCUCUGUACAUAGCUCUUCGGCUCAUGAACCUAAUUGUAAACUUUCAGGUAUUUUUGUACAAAUAAGGGACUGAUGUUCUGUUUCUUGUAAUUCGAAAUAAACAUUAAUACAGCGUUCUUCAUUUUC